Messenger RNA from Stomoxys calcitrans (stable fly), 8889 nucleotides. RefSeq names its product equilibrative nucleoside transporter 4 (gene Ent3). The record is from RefSeq and is a predicted model, not a curated record. Gene Ontology annotation, molecular function: nucleoside transmembrane transporter activity; monoamine transmembrane transporter activity. Gene Ontology annotation, cellular component: plasma membrane. Gene Ontology annotation, biological process: nucleoside transmembrane transport. Bases 1324 to 3300 code for a protein of 658 amino acids. Lineage: Eukaryota; Metazoa; Arthropoda; Insecta; Diptera; Muscidae. The transcript has 5 exons.
CUCUGUUAAUACGGUGCUAAAGAAUAUACAAGAAAAUCUGAUGCAAAGAAAUAUUUUUAUUCAAUUCAUUGUUUGUUAUUAUUUAACAAACAAAAAACCAAAAAAAAGCAAAAUUCAAGCAAAUACCUAGUGAAGUGUUAAAAAAUAUGUGUGAAAAUUGUAAAGCAUUUGCUUUAAUUUAACGGCUGAAAGAAAAGUGUUGCUUUAGCAAAUUAUCAAUAUUUUUGUGUCAUAGAGCAGGAAAAAACGCCUUAAUAAUGUGAAGAGAGUUUUAAACGACGUUAUAAAACAAGUUGCCAACCAAUAUAAACCUUUGUGAAACGAAAUCGAAAGCCAAAGGAUAAAUUAAAGAAAUGUUAGUUAAUGUUAGAAAUAUUCGCGUGUGCUUUUUAAAUAAAAUUAAAUAGAAUAUAGAACAAAUGAUAAAUUUUAGUGGAUUUCCAUAAACAAAGAGUAUAAAAAUAAUAUUCUAUUAUCACCCUCUCUGUGGAUAAUUUCUCUGGUAUUAUUCGGUAAUACACUCGACUCUCUUUCUCUUUGGCUUUCUGGCAGUCAUCAUCUGACUACUGUUAGGUCAUGUCUACAAGGUGGUGGUGAAUAAAUUGCAAGCUUGCCAGACUAAGCAGCUUUUGUUGAUUUUGCUGCUACAGUUGACCAAUUUCCGUCAAAUGCAGUGAGCGCCUGGAUGUCUGAAAAGGCCAAAGACAAAAUUAAAAAAUAAAAAUAAAAAAAACUAACAAAGACCAUUAAGAAAAAACAAUGCUAGCAAUUCUUUGGCAGCUAACAUAAGAAGAGCAGCCUCAAUUGGAGAAGACAAAAUAAAGAGCUCUCAUUUUCUCUCUCUCGGUCAUACCAACGCCAGUGUAAAAAAUUCGGUGUGCCGUUUUGUGCUCUUUAUUCGUGUGUUUAUCGUUCGGUUGCUGGUUCGUUUACUUGCUUGCGUUUUCUUCAAUCGCCGGAUUCGCGAUUACGUGCUGCUGAGUGUGUGUCUGCGUACGUUUGCCGUGGUGUGGAGUGUCGUUGUUGGUGCAUAAUAUCCGUUUUUAAGUACUACUGCACGUAACAUCCUUUCAUCAUUCGCCUUUUAGGUGAGUGUAAGUGCGCGUGUAUUUGUUUUCCCCGGUUUGCUGCGUUGGUGUGCAAGUGUGUGCUGUGCGUCUGUGUGUGUGUCACACACACUUAAAAAGUUUUUUUGGGCAGGACCUCCACUUCUCUUCAUAAACAAGGAAUAAUAGCUGGAGGUUAGUAAGGUGAGAACAAAACAAAGGUUUCCAACAUUUUGUCAACGAAACGAAGAAAUCAAGACAAACACACAAAAACACCAUGGAAUCCACACAAUCAACCACUUAUGAACCCUUGGAGGGUCGCAGUUCCGGCAUACGUCACGAACCCAUGGAUAGUCCAGAGAAUGAUAUACGUGCACCCAAGGACCAAAAGCAUAUGGUCUAUUUGGCCAUGUUGGCAGCCGGCAUUGGUUUUGUAUUGCCCUAUAAUAGCUUCAUAAUUGCUGCGGACUAUUGGCAGGCACGUUUUCCAGGACGUUCUGUGGCAUUGGAUAUGUCCAUGACGUACAUUGUGGUGGCAUUUGGCACGGUACUAUUGAAUAAUGUUUUCCUAUCGUUGGCACCCUUUAGGGUGCGAGUUAUGUUCGGCUACAUAAUGUCCUUUACGACGCUGGUCUUUGUGGCCGUGUGCGAGGUGGCCUGGCAUAUGUUUGCUGCCAGCACAGCGUAUACGGUCAAUUUGGCAGCUGUAUCAUUGGUGGCCAUAGGCUGUACAGUUCAACAAUCAAGUUUCUAUGGUUUUGCCAGCAUGUUUCCUAAACGCUAUACUCAGGCUGUUAUGACGGGCGAGAGCUUGGCCGGUUUCCUAGUGUCUUCCAAUCGUGUUGGUACCAAGCUGUUGAUACAAAAUGACCGUGUGUCAACGGUCAUCUUUUUCUUUACAUCGACGCUGUACAUUUUGUUCAGUUAUUUGUUGCAUUUGGCCACCAUCAAUUCACCAUUUGUUCGUUAUCACAUGAAGGCAUGUGCCAAAAUUGUUUUGCGACCCGAUGAAGAUCGUUUGAACGAACUUGAUGGCUCCACACCCACUGCUAAAUAUGGUGUUUUGACUCUGGAACCCAGCAGCCCAACAGCUCCUAUACCCAGCAAGAUAACUCCAGCAGCUUUGAGCUUUUCCAAUCCUGUCUAUGAACUAUCCAAUCCAUCGGCAGGUGAGAGUGUCAUCGAAGGUCUCAACAAUCUACCCGAUAUACCGACAACGCCACAGGAACCUCAAACCCCCACUACGGUAGCCUUUAAGGUUGAACAUGUCUUGACACCUGGUACUUGCAAUCCAGGCAAAUUAAGCGAUUUAAAGACAGGCUUUGCAUCUCGUUGGCAGGUUGCCCAAUCCAUAUAUCCGUAUAUGGUUUGCAUUGCCUUGGCUUAUUGCGUUACUUUGUCCCUGUAUCCGGGUAUUGAGUCAGAAAUUGUUUCAUGCAGUUUGGGCACUUGGAUGCCUGUGUUGUUAAUGUUCACCUUCAAUACUUCCGAUCUGAUUGGCAAGACAUUGGCUGGUGUGCCCUAUCCAUGGUCAAGGAGACAAUUGAUUCUAAUGUCGGGUUUGCGUAUUGUAUUGGUGCCGCUUUUGCUCUUGUGCUGUGCUCCCCGUCAUCAGCCGGUAAUAUCGGGUGAAACGGCCGCUUUUAUAUUCACCAUUGCCUUGGGCGUUAGCAAUGGUUUGGCGGGAAGUCUUCCUAUGAUGCUGGCACCGGCUAAAGUAAAUGCUACACUCAGAGAGGUUACCGGAAAUAUGAUGACUCUAUCGUACAAUGUGGGCUUGACAGUGGGCUCAUUUAUCGGCUAUGUAUUCGAAUCGAUGUUAGGUGCUCAAUUGACAAAUCCUUGCCCCAAAUAUCCCUACAUUAUGGAUCAUCCACAAUACCAUUACACAACUACAAGUGCGACGUUACUUAGCAAUACCACAGCUAUUGCCUCUUCAGGCUAUUUACCGACUACGAUUGGCACCGCCAACACAACCUCCUUGGAGACAUCAACUCUAUUGGCGAUAUUAAAUGCGACAGCAUCAACCUCGAUGGCAGCAAUUGGUUCAAUAACAACGGCGGCGAGUGCUGUUACAACGCCGCCACCAUCGAUAACUUCAACGGCCACGGUGGCAGUAUUAUCAACUGUGGUUAAUACAGUGGUCAACUCGGUGGUGACAUCCAUAAGUGAUCUCAGUUCAGAGCUAAUGAAUGGCAGUGGUGGUACCACAGGUGAUCCUCAGACAUCGGCAGAGUUAAUGAAUCGAGUUUAAAUUGUUUUUGUUUUAGUGCUAAGGCCUAUAUAGUAUGAGUAUAGAGUGUUUGGAGUGAAAGUGAAUGAAUGAAUGAAUGAGCGCAUGCUUAGAUGAGUGUAAGAGUUAUAGUUAUAUCUAGUUUUUUAGUUGUACAAUGUCCAUGUCUUACAAGAGAUACACGGUAAAAACAAAGUGAAAUAAGAAUAACUAUGAAUACAAAUAACAAAAACAGAUAACUAGUUGUAAGUUUUUGAAACUAAGGUUUUUAUCUAAUUAAUCCCUACCAACUAAAACUCAGCUGCUGUGUGUGUAAAUACCUUUAGAUAUAUUAGUUUCAGAUUUAUUUUUUUAUUUUUUAGUUUUUAAGCAUUUCGAAUAAGCAUUGAGCAAUGUUAUGUUAAAUCGAAUGCAAAUAUUAAAUUAAGAUUAGAAAAAAGUGAAAAUGGAAUCUGGAAAUUUCAUAUGUUUUCAUGUUUUCAUAUGAUCAUAAAUUAGAAAAAAUUAGCAAAAUUACGUAAACAGAGAAAAGUUAAAAUUUUUAAUCGCUCAGUUCAGUCAUUAAUUUGGUGGUGAACAUUUUAUAUUAUGUUUUCCCAUGUUUUGUUACUACCACUGAAUUUCUCAUGAAAAUUCUCUUAAGGAACAGGGGUACUUCUUUUAUAUCAAUGAGUGCCUCCUUCUUUAAGAAGAGCCAGAACGCGGUGUCGCAUAGCUAUACCACUUGGUAGAGUAGUUUUAAUGUGGCAGGAUACCUAACAAAUGUAGUAAGGGAAUAACCACCGCUAAAAAUUUUUAAGAUUUUUGCUUAUUCGUAGCAUUUUAGCAAUGAAAAUGAGCCAAAGAACCAAAUCUUAAAAUAAAAACGCUAUCUUUAAAUUAAAUUUCCUAUUUACCGAAGGCCAUGACCAUCCGUUUAAAUUUUUGAUCGCUGGUUGAUUCUUAUUGUAUCCUCCACCAUAGGGUGGGGGUAUACCAAUUUCGUCGUUCCGUUUGUAACACGUCGAAAUAUUGAUCUGAGUCCCAAAAAAGUAUUUAUACUUCCGUCUGUCCGUCCGUCUGUCUAUCUGUCGAAAGCACGCUAACCUUCGAAGGAGUUAAGCUAGGUGCUUGAAAUUUUGUAUAAAUAUCCCGAUCGGUUGGGAUUGUAAAUAGGCCAAAUCGGUCCAUGUUUUGGUACAGCUCCCAUAUAAACCGAUCUCGGAUCUUGAUUUCUUGAGCCGCUAGAGGGCGCAAUUAUUAUCCGAUGUGGCUGAAAUUUUGCAUAAAAUGUUUUGGUUUGAUCGUUAACCUGAUAACCUUGUUUGACCUUCAACAACUGUGCCAUGUAUGUUUUAAUUCGAUUCAAAAUAUGAUAUAGCUCCCAUAUAAACCGAUUUCGGCUCUUUACUUCUUGAACCGCUGGAGGGCGCAAUUAUUAUCCGAUUUGGCUGAAAUUUUGCAUGAAGCAUUAGAUUCUAACUUCCAACAACUGCAAGAAGUAUGGCCCAAAUCGGUUCACAACCAGAUUUAGCUCCAAUAUAAACCGAUCUCCCGAUUAUACUUCUUGAGCCAAUAGAGGGAGCAAUUCAUGUCCGAUUUGGCUGAAAUUUUGCUCCAAGUAUUUAAUGUUAAUAUUCAACAUCACUGCCAAGUACAGUCCAAAUUAGUUUAUAAUCUGGUAUAGCACCCAUAUAAACUUAUUUCGGACAUUGACGUCUUGAGCCAAUAGAGGCCGCAAUUUCGCAUGAAGUGUUUUGGUUUGACUAUCAACAACCGUGACAAGUAUGGUCCAAAUCGGUUCAUAACCGAUUUCUGAUCUCGACUUCUUGAGCUGCUAGAGGGCGCAAUUAUUAUCCGAUAUAGCUGAAUUUUAGCAUGAAGUGUUUUGUUCUACCUACUUACAACUGCGCCAAGUAUGACCCAAUCGGUUCACAACCUGAUAUAGCACCAACCGAUAUCCCAAUUAUAUUUCUUGAGCCAUUAGAGCGAGAAUUCUUGUCCCAUUUGCCAGACAUUUUGCAGAAUGACCUUUAACAUACGAGUUAAAUAUGGCCAUAUAUGGAGUCGGUCCAUAACCUGAUAUAGCUCCCAUAUAAACAGAUGUCCCAAUUUCUUGAGCCACUAAAGGACGCAAUUCUUAUCCGAUUUGACUAAUGAAUUCCACUUUUGUCUCCAAAAGUCAAUCCAAAUAUGACCCCAAUCCGAUCAUAACUUGGUAUAGCCGAAAUAGCAUAGCAAUUCUUAUCCAUUAUUGUUGGCUUGUCUAUAAAGAUAUCGGUCAAAAAACUUGACAAAUGCGAUCCAUGGUGGAGGGUAUAUAAGAUUCGGCUCGGCCAAACUUAGCACACUUUUACUGGUCUUACUUCAUAGAUGAGUGUCCAGUUAUAAUUUUUUGAAAAAUUCUUUUUUUAAAAUUAGCAUCUUAACCUAAAACAGGUAAAAGGGUGCUAAGUUCGGCCGGGCCGAAUCUUGGGAACCCACCACCAUGGGUUCUGCAAAAAAUGUAUACAAAAUACAUUUAGUUGAAGGGCGUAAUUUUAUACUGUAUACCAAACAUCUGUCAAACCAGCAAAAAUUAAAGCUUCUAGGAACCGAACAAAGAUAAUCGAGAGAUCGGUUUAUAUGUGAGCUAUAUCAGGUUAUAGACCGAUUCGGACCGUACUUAACACAGUUGUUGGAAGUCAUAACAGAACUCCACAUGCAAAUUAUCACCCAAAGCGGACAAAAAUUGGGGCUUGUGAGGGCUCAAGAAAUCAAAUUAGGAGAUCGGUUUAUAUAAGAGCUAAAUCAGGUUAUGGACCGAUUUGGACCGUAUUUACCACAGUUGUUGGAACUCAUAACAGAUUACAAAAAUUGCGACUUGUUAGAGCUCAAGAAGUUGGAAGUCAUAACAAAUACCAAAAUUGGGGCUUGUUAGGGCUCAAGAAGUCAAAUCGGGAGAUCGGUUUAUAUGGGAGCGAUAUCAAGUUAUAGACCGAUUCCAAGGAUAACACGAAGUCCAAGGAUAACACUACAUGAGAAAUUUCGGCCAAUUCGGUCAAAAAAUGCGGCUUGUAAGAGAUCAAUAAGUCAAAUCGGGAGAUCGGUUUAUAUCGGACCUUUAUCUUAAUAUGAACUGAUAUUUCCCAUUUGCAAUCCCAUCGACCUACUUUAAUAUUAAGGAUCUGUUAAAAAUUUCAAGUGGCUAGCUCUCGUUAUCCGUUAUUGUGAUUUCGACAGACGGACGGACCUGCAUGGCUAGAUCGACCUAAAAUGUCAUGCGGAUCAAGAAUUUAUAUACUUUAUGGGGUCUUAGACGAAUAUUGCGAGGUGGUACAAAUGGAAUGACUAGAUUUUUAUGCCCCUUUUCUAUAGUGGUGGGUAUAAAAACGUAACAUUAACAUGGGUAUAAAAACAUAACAUUUUGCGUCUUUAACAAAGGUACACCGUUGUCUUGUUCUAAAGUCAGUUUCGUAACUUUCAACAAUGUUUUGACCUUCAUUUGAGAUUUUUGUCUUAAAUAACAAGAUUCAAAGUUAAGGAUUUAUUAGACUAACAUUUAAAAUGAAGAAUCCUUAAUUUCAAGGAACAUAUUUUUCACCAAGGGGGAUGUUUCUUUAAGAAGUUGGAAAAUGUAGAGGUCACUAGCGCCAGGCGCAAGCGAGAUGGGUCUAUACUGCACGGAAUGGUGUAUCACGAAGGCCAAACCCGCACCUCCACUCCGUAUGCGAUCCGUACGUAGUACAUUGUAUCCAUGACAGCUGCAGGUUGAUUAACUUUGUCUCCUGGAUCGCUUCAACUAAAUGUUCUUCCAACUCAUAGAAUCUACUAUUUCGUCGAUCUUGUCUCAGAGACCAUUGCAAUUCAAUUGCAAGAAAGAUACACUUUCCAGCACUGGCCUGGCAAUAUUGGAGCAGGUGUGUUGCUGUUGCGUAUAUUGCCGUACGGGUGAAGUCGGAUGGGUCAUAUAGUCCGACGACGAGGUUGCCGAAGAGGUCGGAGACGACGCUUGUGACCCAUAGCUGUCUAUGUAAGCACAAUACCUCGCAAAGUUUUCAGCGCCACUAUACUCCCGUAAUGACGUAAGGCCAGAGCAAGAUCGGAAAUGCACCCACUCCAUGCACCGGUUAUAUCUUACCGACACCGACCGAUGAUAUAGGCGGUUCUGGCAAAUCGAAUUGAACCAGGGUCCGGGGUCCCGUUACGGAUCAGAAACUUGCGUAGAAGGCAUUCAAGGAUGUGUAAGUUCACUAAGAAGGGUCAAUCCGGUACAAAGAAUCGGCUGUCGGGUUAAUCUGGUACACGAACCGGCUUCCACUGGAUUGAUAUUCAUUUUUAUACCCACCACCAUUGAAUAGGGGGUAUAUUCAUUUAGUCAUUCCGUUUGCAACACAUUGAAAUAUCUAUUUGCGACUCUGCAAAGUAUACAUCUCGUACAAUUUUAAGAGGAUUUAGAGACCGGCCGUAAAUUGUAAUCACGCUACAGCCUUCAAGGAUUGAGAUAUCGAGCUUAAAUUUUGCACAGAUCCGUAUUUCUUCUAUUAACGUUUUUAAACGGGUCAAAUCGGAUCAUAUUUGGAUAUAGACCGAUCUGCGAAUUAAGGGUCUUAAGCCAAUAUAAGGCACUUUUAUUAACCAAUUUCGCUGAAAUUUGAUUUAGGCCUCCUUUCCGAAUAUGGUUCAGAUCAUACUAUAUUUAGAUGUAGGUGCCAUAUAAACCGAUCUGCUGAUUUAGGGUCUGAAAUUUUAAACAGUGGGUUGCUUUGGGGAUAUCCGAUCUAGAUAUAUUCGGGCCACCAAUUUUAUUGCUUACCCGAUUUCGCUGAAAUUUGGAAGAGUGACUGUUGAGCCGAAGAUAUUUUCGCAAUAAAAUCUCCCAGAACAGCGAAAUAGCGGUCGUAUUUUUUCUUUAGGCGGUAGUAGAAAAUAUCCUUGGUCUGCUCGUCCUUGUCUUCGUCUGACGUUGAAGAAUUUGGCCUUUAUGCAUGCCAAGUUUUUUUAGAUAAGGGCAUAUUUGAAUAUAGCUGUCAUCAACCAAUAUCUCGAUUUAAGGUCUUGGUCCCAUAAAAGGGGUAUUUAUCACCCGAUACCAACGAUAUUUAGAAAAAUGAGUUGAUUUUUUUUAAUGAAUGUUCUAGAGACCAUUAAAUGUUUAUUUAUCACCCGAUUUUGCUAGAAUUUCCAAGUCAAGUUUUGUGAAAAUUAGGACAUAUUUGGAUAAAGCAGUCGUUAGACCCAUAUUCCGAUGUCAGGUCUUCGACCCAAAAAAGGCGUACUUAUCACCCGAUACCACACUCAGAAAAAACACAUUACUCGGAAGAAACGUAGAAAAGAAAGAAUGGACCCAUUUGCCAUGAUUUGCGAAUUUAAACCUGGAAUGCCCGGUCUCGGUAUAGAGAAGGUGCAGUAUACAUACUGGUAGAUGUACUCGAAAAGUACAGGAAAUGCAAUGGAUCGGGAAAGGCGUCACAACAAUACCAAAAAUGACGCCCAAUAUUAUACACCCAGAAAAAUUAGUCUGCUGAUACCAGCAAACACUGUCUGCUGGUAUUAAAUUAAAAAUUUUAAACUUUUGAAUAAAUUUAUUCAAAAUUUUUUUAAUUUCUAAACAAUUAUUUAGAUAUUAAUAAUAAAAGUUUGCCAAUUUUA